AGGCAGUGGGCUCCGAGUCAACUGGUAUGACCGCGGGCACUGGGUCAGACAUUGGAUCGUCUGACUGGACAGCGGGCAUCGGGUCACCAGGCAUCAAGUCAUUUGGCUCGACAGCGAGCACCGCGUCAUCUGGCAAGGAAGUGGGCUCCGAGUCAACAGGCACGACAGUGGGCACCGGGUCAUCAGGUACCGGAUUGUCUGGCUCGACAGCGGGCAUCGGGUCACCAGGUAUGACAGCGGGUCCUGGGUCACCAGGCAUCAGGUCAUUUGGCUCGCCAGCGGGCACCGCGUCAUCUGGCAAGGCAGUGGGCACCGAGUCACCAGUACGACAGCGGGCUCUGAGUCAAUUGGCACGAUAGCGGGCACCGGAUCAGGUACCGGAUCAUCUGGAUCAACAGCGGGCAUCGAGUCAACUGGCCUAAUAGGAUCGUCAGGCUGGAUCAGUUCAUCAUGCUGGGUAGAGGCAUCAGGCUGAAUGCCGGCGUCCGGCUGAGUAGAGGCUCCAGAGGCUGCAGCCGAGUAGAGGCUGCAGGCCGAGUAGAGGCUCCAGGCCGAGUAGAGGCUCCAGGCCGAGUAGAGGCAUCAGGCCGAGUAGAGGCAUCAGGCCGCGUACAGGCAUCCGCGUAG
This is a messenger RNA of Staurois parvus, 627 nucleotides long. Lineage: Eukaryota; Metazoa; Chordata; Amphibia; Anura; Ranidae. The record is from the annotation of a GenBank genome assembly.